CAACCAUGUCGCCCGUUGCAGUUGACACAGAAAAAGACCGAACGGCUCCUGCCGCCACUGAGGCCCAGGUCCAGGCUCAGGCUCAGGCUCAGGCUUCCACGCCCGUUCCCGAUGGCAGACCAGCCGACGUCUCUGCACUGCCGAACGAAGCGCUUGACUUUGCUUCGCGCAUGUUCGACCUUGCCCGACAGGGCUCCCCGGACCUCCUCCACUACCUCUCGGCAGGCCUGCCUCCGAAUCUGACCAACAACGGCGGCAACACUCUCCUGAUGCUUGCGGCCUACCACGGCCACGCUUCGCUCGUGCGCAGCAUGCUCGAACUCGACUACUCUGGCCCGCCGCCUGGAAAUGGCGCCGGUGCGGACGGUGCGACGACGGCCAGGCGGCACUCGUACGCGUCUGGGCCCGAUCCGAACCAGCUCAACGGAAAGGGCCAGUCGCCCCUAGCUGGUGCCGUGUUCAAGGGCUACGACGAGGUCGCCCGGGUGCUCGUCGAGCACGGCGCGGACCCGUUGGGCGGCACGCCCAAUGCCGACGACACGGCCAAGAUGUUCAACAAGUGGGAGGGUGAGGAUGGAUACAAGUCCCUAUUCGAGGGUGCACGGGGUAGGGGACGGGGCGUCGUUGAGGCUUCUGAAGCAGUACCUGACAGGGAAGAAGCAGCGAGGGUGCCAGGCCAAGGCCCUGCUUGAGCUCGAAGGCUGUACACAUCGUAAGAAGAGUUCACAUUCAAUUCAAAGGACCAUAGGAGCCGAAAAGAGAGAGGUUAAGAUAUGAGAGAGAGCGAGAGAAAAGGAUAUUGAG
Messenger RNA from Acaromyces ingoldii, 804 nucleotides. RefSeq lists its product as hypothetical. The transcript has 2 exons. Gene Ontology annotation, molecular function: protein binding. The record is from RefSeq and is a predicted model, not a curated record. Lineage: Eukaryota; Fungi; Basidiomycota; Exobasidiomycetes; Exobasidiales; Cryptobasidiaceae. The coding region runs from base 6 to 692 and encodes 228 amino acids.